AUGGUGGCUGCCUGGCCCCGCGAGCUCUGGAACAAUUGGUCCAUCCAGAUCCUGGUGCUCCUCAGCCUCGGGCUCCAGGUCGCCCUCUUCCUCUUUGCCGGGAUCCGCCGGCGUGGAGCCCACUCCGUGCUGCGGUUCUUCCUCUGGCUGGCCUAUCAGCUGGCCGACUACACCGCGACGUACGCCCUCGGCCACCUCUCCCUCAAGGGCGCGCCGCGCGACCAGCCGAUCGUGGCGUUCUGGGCGCCAUUCCUCCUGCUGCACCUCGGCGGCCCCGACAACAUCACCGCCUACUCUCUGGAGGACAACAAGCUGUGGAAGCGCCACCUGCUGAGUGCCAUCCUCCAAAUGUCCGGAGCCGUGUAUGUCCUCUACGAGCAUGUCGUGGACAGAGGGGCGUUGCUCCGGCUUGCCUCCGCCUUGAUGUUCGCCAUCGGCGCCGUCAAGUACGGGGAGAGGACGUGGGCGCUCAUGGGCGGCAACCUCGACAACAUCCGAGGCUCCAUCAAGAAGCAACCAGCUGCCAUGCAUGGACAUUUCCACCCUCACGAUAAAGUGUUCAAGGAUGGAGACUUCGAUGAGGAGUCCCUUGUGCGACGAGCUCACUCGCUGUUCCACAUUUGCAAGCGCGCCAUGGUCGACUAUCCAGUGAUGGAAGAUGAUUCACACGGCCAAGACACCACCAAAUUGAUAGGCGAGGUCAGGCUAUGGCGGUUGAUGGAGACCGAGCUCUCCCUCAUGUAUGACAUGUUGUACACCAAGGCACCGGUCAUCUCCACCUGCGUCGGCUACUUGGUACGUCUCAUCUCGCCGAUCGCCAUUGUCGCGUCACUGCUGCUUUUCAAGUUCAUUGACAAGAACGCCCACCGCAGAGUUGACGUCAAUAUCACCUACGUAUUGUAUGGUGGUGCCUUGUUCAUGGAGAUGACAUCGCUGCUGAACGCCCUAGGCUCCUCUUGGGCAUUUGCCUUCCUGAGUACCACGAGCUGGCACUGGCUUCGAUACGCAGCUCUGUGCAAUGAAAGAUGGGACCGCCUCAGGCGUGUGGUUGCAUGUCUUCACCAUCUUGUCAGGGUAGGAGGAGGCAGCCGGUACAGAUCAAGGAGGUGGUCAAUAUACCAUGGGACAGUACAACAUGAGCUUUGGAACAGGAAGCAUUUCUCAUGGGUUAUUGACAUGCCUGACCAUGUCAAGGAUAGUAUCUCUGAACAUAUGAAGAAGAUGUACAAUGCUGGGGGUGUGAACUCACUGGGCAUGCUCAAGAACAGGUGGGGCGAGGAACCACUGGCUCGUGAGGAGUUACUAGAAGAAGGCAGCAUAUUCAAAGAUUCCCUCGGUGUCGAGUUCCAGGAGUGCAUCAUCAUCUGGCACAUCGGCACCGAUGUUUUCCUCGCCAAGAGCGAGCAAGCCAAAGAAGACGAUGUGAAGGCGAUCAAGAUAAUAUCCAACUACAUGAUGUACCUUCUCGUGGAACAACCAGACAUGCUACCAGGCCUCUCCCAAAACAGGUUGUACCAACUAACUUGUGAAAGUUUAGUCAAGACUUGGCGAUCGACCCAUAGGCGUCGGAACAUGAACUCGGGUGCCACGCUCAAGAAUCUGUUCCGCCUGCACGAUGACGCCGAUUCUAAUUCCAGGGCCACCGACAGAGAUGAGCUUGCUGAGAAACUGUAUGAUGAGUAUGAGAGCAAAAGCUUCAUGUACGAUUCUCCUCGUCUCUCCUACGUAGCUCAACUUGCUAAGGAGCUGUUGGCAAUGGAGAAAGGUGGCACGGUUGACCCGGUGAAACUCGUCCGUGAGGUGUGGACGGAUAUUCUUGUCUACGCAGGCAACAAAUGCAGCCGGAAGUUCCACGCCGAGAAGCUCAACAGUGGCGGUGAGUUGACAACAAUCCUGUGGCUUAUGGCAGAACACUUCUACCAAAUUUAUCUGGGGAGCCUGGUCAAAAGAAAGAAAAAGGGAAAUGAUUUAGCAGGAGAAGGCAUCAGCCACCCGGGGAGAUGA
This is a messenger RNA of Triticum urartu, 2004 nucleotides long. RefSeq lists its product as uncharacterized. The record is from RefSeq and is a predicted model, not a curated record. Lineage: Eukaryota; Viridiplantae; Streptophyta; Magnoliopsida; Poales; Poaceae.